Messenger RNA from Serinus canaria (Common canary), 2673 nucleotides. RefSeq names its product eukaryotic translation initiation factor 2A (gene EIF2A). Gene Ontology annotation, cellular component: cytosolic small ribosomal subunit. The transcript is spliced from 14 exons. The coding region runs from base 498 to 2297 and encodes 599 amino acids. Gene Ontology annotation, molecular function: ribosome binding; mRNA binding; tRNA binding. Lineage: Eukaryota; Metazoa; Chordata; Aves; Passeriformes; Fringillidae. The record is from RefSeq and is a predicted model, not a curated record. Gene Ontology annotation, biological process: translational initiation.
UUUACUCGCGGGGUACCGGGGCGCACGGGCAGCAGCUGCCGGCCGCAGUCCGCUGGCGUGUCCGCUGCUCUCCGCGGGCUUUGGCUGCCGCUUGGCAAGCUCCUCUCGAAAGUCGUGUUCCCUUUCAGUGUCUCGCUGUUCAAACUGCCCCUAACGUGAGGGAUGCGUAUUGGCCUUUUCUGUAUUUGUAAGCUUUGAACGCGAGCCCUUUUCCCCUCACUCGGGCCCGUGGGGGCUGCAGUUGCUCGGGUGCCUUUUGGGCUGCUCGCUCCCGUCUGUUGUGAGUUUGGGUUCUAAAGGGGAGCGUGACAGGAGAGCUGGAGAGCACGGUCCAGCAGGGCUGCUCAGGUCCUGGGUCACACCUCAGGUGCGUUAGGGGUUCCCUUAGGGUCUCCGGGGCUGUGCCUGAACCCUGUACAAUUGUACUUAGGCAUGAGAAGAGCUGUUCUCCUCUGAGGCUGUGGCUGCCCACCCCAGGGGCACGGUCCUGCAGAGGGAUGGCAGCUCCAGGGGCCUGUCCUGCUUGUGCCUUGGAAUUUCCAUUCAGCAAGUAUGGGAAGCACUUGAGAGGCUCCGAGGGGCUGUACAUGGUGAAUGGGCCCCCCAGCUUCACCGAGAGCGUGGCAUUCCAAAGGGAUUCUGGAAAAAAUUGCAAAGCUGUUGCUUUUAGCAAGGACGGCUCCCUCUUUGCCUGGUGCAAUGGAGAAAAAGUCAAUGUUGUUAAUGUCACCAGAGCUGAGUUACUGCAUUCCUUUGAUCUCCCAAAGACUGUUUGCCUUGAAUUCUCGCCAAAGAAUAACGUUCUGGCAACGUGGCAGGCCUAUGCAACUGCUAAGGAUGGCACAGCAGGAGUGCCCAACCUGCAGCUCCAUGAUCUGAGAACUGGAAAAUGCUUAAAGUCUUUUGUGCAGAAAAAGAUGCAGAACUGGUGUCCUUGCUGGGCAGAUGAUGAAAGCAUUUGUGCCAGAAAUGUGAACAAUGAAGUGCACUUCUUUGAAAACAACAACUUCAAUACCAUUGCAAACAAGCUGCAUUUGCAGAAGGUCAGUGAUUUCGUGUUGUCCCCAGGAGCACAGCCAACCAAGGUUGCUGUUUAUGUCCCAGGCAGCAAAGGUGCUCCAUCCUUUGUCAGGCUCUACCAGUACCCCAACUUCGGGGGCCCGCAGUCAGCACUAGCCAACAAAAGCUUCUUUAAAGCUGACAAGGUGACAAUGCUAUGGAACAAAAAAGCCACGGCCGUGCUGGUGGUUGCCAGCACCGAGGUGGACAAGAGCGGCGCCUCCUACUACGGCGAGCAGACGCUGCACUACGUGGCAGCCAGCGGGGAGAGCGCCGUGGUGCAGCUGCCCAAAAAUGGCCCUAUUUACGAUGUUGCCUGGAGCCCCAAUUCUGUCGAGUUCUGUGCCGUGUACGGUUUCAUGCCUGCCAAAGCCACGGUUUUUAACCUGAAAUGUGACCCCGUGUUUGAUUUUGGCACCGGGCCUCGCAAUGCUGCCUACUAUAGCCCCCACGGACACAUCCUGGUGCUGGCAGGGUUUGGGAACCUCAGGGGACAGAUGGAAGUGUGGGACGUUAAGAACUACAAGCUGAUUUCCAAGCCGGUGGCCUCGGACUCCACGUACUUCGCUUGGUGUCCCGACGGGGAGCACAUCGUGACGGCCACCUGCGCCCCCCGGCUGCGCGUCGGCAACGGCUACAAGAUCUGGCACUACACGGGCUCCGUGCUGCACUCGUACGAGGUGCCGGCCGACGAGGAGAUGUGGCAGGUGUUCUGGCAGCCCUUCCAGGACGGCGUGUUCCCGGAGAGGGCCGUGAGGUACCAGGCGGUCCCCGGCGAGCUGCCGCGCGCCCAGCCCAGCCCCGCGCAGGCGUACCGCCCGCCCGCCCUGCGCAACAGACCCGUCUCGAGCUCCAAGCUGCAUGAAGAUGAGCCACCCCAGAACAUGAAACCCCAGCUGGGAGGCAUUGAUAAGCCAGUGUCUAAAACAGCUCUCAAAAAUCAGAGGAAACAUGAAGCUAAGAAAGCUGCUAAACAGGAGGCCAAAGCUGAUGCACACCAAGGCCCUGCCCAGGUCAGAGCCCCACAGAAUAUCCUGCAGAACACUGUGCCAGCCAUGACCACGGGAGAUCCUGAAGUGGACAAGAAGAUCAAGAAUUUGAAAAAGAAACUAAAGGCAAUUGAGCAGCUGAAAGAACAGGCAGCUGCUGGCAAACAGCUGGAGAAGAAUCAGGUGGAGAAGAUUCAGAAAGAAGCUGCUCUCCUUAAGGAACUGGAAGACCUAGAACUAGGUGUUUAAAUCUUCCUCUAGCUCCAGUGUGGUGCUAACACAAAGUUCAUGCAAAAUGUAGUUUUGUUAAACAUUUCAGCAAAUGACCAAGGGUUCGACAGUCCACAGAUUUGCUGCUCAUUUGCCUUUAAAAGAGUUUUCCUAAGGAUUCGUGCACAUGAAGCUGUGAGCAAAUGACGAGUAUCCAUCAGCCAGUUGUGCUGCUGUUCCAUCGAGAAAUGUGCUCCUUUUCUGAGAACAUACUGCCUAAACCAGAUUGUUUUUCCUUAUUUGGGUGGGAGAAGGGAAGGCGACGAAGACAUUUGAUAGCUUUAUGAUAUUUAAAAGAGAUGGGAUCUUUAUGCGAUGACGGGCUGUAGAUAAGAAUAAAGAGCGUUUAAUAACA